AUGGCUGUCACUGCUGUUCUGGCCGCACUUAACCUGCUGAUCUCGGUGCAGGGAGCGGUAGUGGAGUCUGUCCCGCGUGCAUCAGGAUCACUGGACUCGUGGUUGGCAGCUGAAACCCCCAUUGCACUGCAGGGAGUAUUGAACAAUAUCGGUUCUGGAGGUGUCUUUACUGAGGGAGCGGUUGAGGGUAUUGUCAUUGCGAGCCCUAGCAAAGCCGAUCCGAACUAUUACUACACGUGGACUCGAGACUCAGCACUCACUCUCAAGACCCUGGUCGAUAACUUCAUUGCCGGUGCUUCUGACCUAGAAUCCACAAUUAAGGACUACAUCAACAUCGAAUCUGUCCUCCAAGGAGUUUCAAACCCAUCUGGUAGCAUAACAGACGGGUCUGGACUCGGAGAACCGAAGUUCAAUGUGGAUGGGACGGCUUUUACGGGUGCGUGGGGCCGUCCUCAAAGAGACGGCCCUGCUUUGCGAGCGACUGCAAUGAUUGCAUAUGCUAAUUACCUGAUUGAUAAUGGUCAAACUUCUACCGCAAAAGAGAUCAUUUGGCCUAUUGUGCAAAAUGACUUGGCCUAUGUCGCUCAGUAUUGGAAUCAGACUACAUUUGAUUUAUGGGAAGAAACACAAGGAUCAUCCUUUUUCACAACAACUGCCCAACACCGAGCAUUAGUCGAGGGCAACACCCUAGCUACAGCCCUUGGAGAGUCUUGUGCCAACUGCGUCUCUCAGGCUCCUCAGAUCCUGUGUUUCCUGCAAUCAUAUUGGACUGGCUCAUAUAUCCUCGCCAACUUUGCGAAUAACGGCCGUACAGGCUUGGAUGCCAAUUCAAUUCUCGGAGUUAUCGAAACCUUUGAUCCGGAGGCAAGUAGUUGCGACGACGUAACUUUUCAGCCCUGCUCCGAGCGAGCUCUGGCUAGCCACAAGGCUGUUACAGAUUCUUUCCGAAGCAUAUACUCACUCAACUCUGGUAUUGCUGCUGGCUCUGCCGUUGCAGUUGGUCGUUACCCUGAAGAUGUAUACCAAGCUGGCAAUCCUUGGUACUUAGCUACUACUGCGGCAGCAGAGCAGCUGUAUGAUGCAAUCUAUCAAUGGAACAAGAUUGGUUUUAUUAAUAUUACUUCUAUCAGCUUGAGCUUCUUCCAAGCUAUCUACCCUUCUGCGGCGACUGGUACAUAUGCUGCUGGCUCGUCGACAUUCAAUGCUCUCAUCUCGGCUGUGAAGACAUACGCGGAUGGAUACAUGAGUGUUGUUGAGAGGUAUACGCCGGCCGAUGGUACACUUUCAGAACAGUUUCAGCGGGACAAUGGGGUACCAUUGUCCGCCUCCGCGUUGACUUGGUCCUAUGCUGCACUUCUCACAGCAGCUGCCCGACGUGCUGGUACAGUGCCAGCUUCAUGGGGCUCCAGUAAGGCAAACACCGUGCCAACAACUUGCUCCGCGAGCUCCGCAAAAGGAAGCUACACAUCUGCUACCAACACAGCCUGGCCUACGGCGCCUACAAGCAGCACAAGACCCUCAUGCACCCCCCCAAGUGAUGUGUCUGUCACGUUCCAAGAGAUUGUCACCACUAGCCCAGGUCAAGAUAUCUACUUGACAGGCAAUAUCUCGGCGCUCGGUAGUUGGUCCACCACUGCUGGAAAGGCCAUUGCGCUGAGUGCUCAGGACUAUCGCUCAGCUGAUAAUUUGUGGUAUGUUGCUUUGACGCUGCCCUCUGAUACCGCUUUUGAGUACAAGUUCUUCAAGAAUGAGAGUGGCAUGAUAAUUUGGGAAGAUGAUCCCAAUCGCGUUUAUGUUGUGCCUAGUGACUGCGGUGUGAGCACUGCAUGCAUAAAUGAUAGCUGGCAGUAG
Molecule: messenger RNA, 1851 nt
Organism: Talaromyces stipitatus ATCC 10500
Lineage: Eukaryota; Fungi; Ascomycota; Eurotiomycetes; Eurotiales; Trichocomaceae
Product: glucoamylase precursor, putative
Exons: 4
Coding region: 1-1851 (616 amino acids)
Biological process (GO): polysaccharide catabolic process
Cellular component (GO): fungal-type vacuole
Molecular function (GO): starch binding; glucan 1,4-alpha-glucosidase activity
Source: RefSeq, a predicted model, not a curated record